GUAAUGCGGAGAGGCGAGCUUUAUUACAGCAGAACAGACGGAUCUAAUGAACAUCAGGAUGCUGCGGUCAUGGACGUGUGGAAGCGCAUCGGAGGUCCUGAUGCGGGAGGAUCUGAUGUGCACUGAUCUGUUUGGGUCACCAGAAGGAAGGAGCUGCUGAAAAUGCGGUGAUUUGGGUGGAAACACGGCGUGCAUUUGCCCUGAUGAAGCAAAGCGGAUAUCUUCGACAGGUUGCUUAACCAAUACCCAGAACCCAGAUGGAGACGCUACUGGUUUAUUUGAUGGUUGUUGUAUUGGCGUUAAAGGCCCAGAAGAUCCAAGUAUGUCCCAAGCGCUGCAUUUGCCAGGUUUUGUCCCCCAAUCUGGCCACCUUGUGUGAUAAAAAGGGGCUGCUGUUUGUCCCUCCAAACAUCGACAGACGCACCGUCGAGCUCCGACUGGGGGACAACUUCAUCACGGGCAUCAAGCAGAAGGAUUUCGCCAACAUGACCAAACUGGUGGACCUGACGCUCUCUAGGAACACGAUAGGAUCGGUCACGCCUCACGCUUUCAACGAUUUGGAGAACCUCCGCGCCCUUCAUCUGGACAGCAACCGCUUGACCCACAUAACGAACGAUACGUUUAGCGGCAUGUCCAAGCUGCACCAUCUCAUUCUCAACAACAACCAGCUCACGCACAUCCACAUAGGAGCGUUCAACGACCUUCUCGCGCUGGAAGAGCUGGAUUUAUCCUACAACAACCUGGAGAGCGUGCCGUGGAUCGCCAUCCAGCUCAUGAGCAACCUACACACCUUAAACCUGGACCACAACAUGAUCAACUACAUUCCCGAAGGGACCUUCUCCGGGCUUCAGAAGCUCAAGCGUCUGGAUGUAACGUCCAAUAAGCUCCACAAGCUUCCGCCCGAUCCGGUCUUCCAGCGCGCUGGAGUUUUAGCCACGUCUGGCGUUUUGGGUCCGUCGUCGUUCGCGUUAAGUUUCGGAGGAAACCCGCUGCAUUGUAACUGCGAGUUGCUGUGGCUUCGACGGCUGCGGCGCGAGGAUGAUCUGGAGACCUGCGCGGCUCCACAGCAUCUCGCCGGACGCUAUUUCUGGACCGUAUCCGAGGAGGAGUUCCUGUGCGAGCCGCCGCUCAUCACUAGACACUCGCAAGAGACUCGUGCUCUCGAAGGCCAGCAGGUUUCCUUGCGCUGCAAAGCCCGCGGCGACCCAUAUCCCGUCAUGCAUUGGAUCGCUCCGGACGGGAAGCUGGUAUUCAACUCCAGUCGCACCGUCCUCCACUCGGACGGGACACUGGACAUCCUAAUCAGCACGGUCAAGGACUCUGGGACUUUCACUUGUGUCGCGUCUAACCCAUCUGGAGAGGCGCAGCAGACAGUGGAUCUGCUCAUCACUAAACUUCCACAUUUCACCAACGACACCAGUAUGGUCCAAGAGCCGGACCCGGGGUCGUCUGACAUCGCCACUUCUGCCAAGACAAGCGGAGACGGAGGCUCCUCGAUGGGCAACAAGGGUGGACAGGAGAAGAGGGUCCUGAUCUCGGAGAUCACCGCAGCCACGGCUCUGGUGAAGUUCAACUUUCAGAGGAAUAUCCCAGGGAUUCGGAUGUUCCAGGUCCAAUACAACGGCACUUACGAUGACUCAUUAGUGUACAGAAUGAUUCCUCCGACCAGUAAAAGCAUCACGGUCAACAACCUGGCAGCAGGAACUACGUACGACCUGUGCGUUCUGGCCAUUUACGACGACGCCAUGACCGCGCUGACGGCCACACGCGUGGUGGGCUGCGUUCACUUCGCCACCGAGCCGCAGUAUAUGCGCUGCCACUUCAUGCAGUCACAGUUCCUCGGCGGCACCAUCGUGGUCAUCAUCGGCGGCAUGAUCGUGGCGUCCGUCCUGGCCUUCAUCAUCUUCCUCAUUGUGCGCUACCGGCUGUGCCAGCAGGAGGGCGCGGAUAAAGGCGUGGAGCUGGGCGACAUGCACUCUCAGUCCGAGCAUCAGGUGUGUGGCAUCAUCAAGUCCAUGUCCAAGCAGGUUCUGGGUCCAGACGCGUGUCGGAAGGUAUCGCCGCAGAGCGAAUCCAUGCCAUCCCGACAGUCCAAGCCGGCUCUUCCGGACUGCACCGUCACCACAUCCGCCGCCAGUCACAGCUGGCAUCCCGCAUCCCCCAGUCCGGUUCGUCCGGCACGCACGGACACGCAAGUCAACGUAGAGCCAGACAACACCAACAAGAACAACUCGGCCAAGCUGCGUCCAACCGUGCGCGCCUACUCCACCAUGGUGACGCCGGCGUCGAACCUCCACAACUACCAGACGGUCCCGGUGGGCUGCGUGCGUGUGAGCCGCCGUCACUCGCUGAACGUAGACUCGUGCAAACAUCCGGCGUACAUGAGCUACCCGCAGCCGCUGCGUUCCAAACGCAGCUUAUCCAUGAGCGGCGGCGAUAUUCCCCAGAUGGACUCGGGCGAGAGGCGCAGCGGGAGAUCCUCGCUGUCCCAGUCCGAGUGGGUUCUGGAAAGCACAUUAUAA
Sinocyclocheilus grahami is the source of this 2522-nucleotide messenger RNA. RefSeq names its product leucine rich repeat and fibronectin type III domain containing 5b (gene lrfn5b). The transcript has 3 exons. The record is from RefSeq and is a predicted model, not a curated record. Gene Ontology annotation, molecular function: protein binding. Bases 258 to 2522 code for a protein of 754 amino acids. Lineage: Eukaryota; Metazoa; Chordata; Actinopteri; Cypriniformes; Cyprinidae.